AUGCCAGGCGCCACCAGAUCCCGAUCCGCCUCACGCGAGCGCCGCGUCCGUGGAGAAGGCCGCGCUACGACAACGGAGGAAGACGAUCCCGAGGACGAGCAACGCAUGGCCCGGCUUCCGCGCGAGGUCCGCGCCAUCCGCCGCCGCCUCGACAAGCACGAGCAAGCCUCCGCAGACACCUCGGCAGCUCUGGUCGCGAUGCAAGGUGAGAUGUCUCGCAUGACUCAGAUGUUAGCCGUGUUAUUUACCACCCUGCCAUACGCUGGUGCCGCCGCGAUUGCACCCUCCUCCCUCCCCAGUCUCGCUGCUAAACAAACCUCUACCCAAAGCCACCUCCUUUCCACGCCACCACCGCUGUCUCACGUUUCCCUGUCACCGAUCUUAGAGGUUACCACGCCGGCACCAACCCCGGUCACUACCCUCCCAACACCUCCCCAAUUCGGCGCCUUGACGCCGGAGAACCUGCCUCACCCAACCUAUCCACCUAAAGUUACCACCUUUGCUCCACCCACGACGCCGAUGUACACCUACACUGCGCCGCUCGUCACCACUACCACCGUCAACACCACACCACCUCCGAUCCAGCACAUCCAUCAAGUGUCGAACCCAAAUACAAAUCCACAUAUGUACCAACAUCUACCACCCUCCUCCAUCCCCAACACCAGCCAACAACCAUACUUCCCACACCAAUACCACCCUCCUUUCAACCAACCACAACACCUACCACCACCUCAGACCCCAUACACACAGCCACAACCUCCUCAACGAUUCCCAACCCAACCACAGAACCAGCCCAACUAUGAGGUGAAGCCCCAAGGUCCUGGCUGCUUGAAUGCGAAGACAUUCUGGAUCUGGUCAACAUCCCAGCAGAGCACAGGGUGA
This is a messenger RNA of Lolium perenne, 882 nucleotides long. The record is from RefSeq and is a predicted model, not a curated record. NCBI's taxonomy places the organism in Eukaryota, Viridiplantae, Streptophyta, Magnoliopsida, Poales, Poaceae.